GCUCCUAACCAAAGGUAAUCUGUGGGGCCCCUGAUAUAAAUGGUUUUCCAAAUGUAUCUGCCCCAACGCAAGUGAUUAUUAUUAAGCAAAAAUACAUUAUAAAAAAAUUUAAUCAUUAUAAAAAGAAAACACAAAAAUAAGACCAGGAAUUACAGACAUUUUCUGCUAAUUGACAUAUCGGUAAGCCACCCUUAAAACAAUUAAACCAAUUUAAUAUGAAGAGAGAGUGAAAUGUAGACCUUUUGUUUGUGUUUUUGCCCUACACUGUAAAAGACACAAGAACAGUCCGCUAUUUAGGUUUGUAUGGACUCACUCACUUUAACGUUAGCUAGUUUUAGCCAGAGAUACCUUGCUAAAGCACAAUGACAUUAACGUUCUGCUUGAGCAGAUGAAAAUUGUAACUUAAUGAGAGUAUGACAAGCAGAAAAAGCUAGGUGGGCGUGGCUUCGGCAAUCAGCUCCAGGAGUGACGUGUUGUGAUGCACUGCCAAGAUGGCGAUGGGUGGCUCUGCCUAUUUUAGGCUUCAAAAAUGCACUUUGUAAAUCUACGGGUGACGUCGCGGACACUACAUCCAUGUUUUUAUAUAGUUCCCACACAUUGAUUUAUUUGUGGUGGGCCGCCACAAUAUCUAAACGGACAGCCACAAACAGAUUUUCCAAAAGUCUUUGACUUCAUUGAAUAAACAUGAGCACUGUACGUUUCAAAAUCAAAAACUGGUCCAGGGGUCUCAUGUAUCAACCUUGCGUACGCACAAAAACUUUGCGUACGCCAGCUUUCACGCUCACGGUCGGAUGUACUAACAGUGAAAUUAACGCAAGAAUGUGCGUUCCUCCAAGCCAAUUUCAUGUCUGGCGUACGUUCAUUUCUCAUUGUUUUUGUCCGUUGGCGACUCUUACAGGCAAUAAAGUGAAGUUGCAAACAUUACACAACAAAUUGUUCUACAAGUCUCGCACCACCACCUGUGGGAAGCAUUGCAAUUAAUUUGCAAUUUAUAAAAUAAUUGACAUAUAUUGUCACACGAGCCUUUUUAUAAUUAUAUAAAUUAUGCAAUUAAAUAAGAACAUAUAAAAGCAUAACGGUUGAAACAACCCUUAGUCUAUGGCAAUGGCAGCGUUGGCCUUAUUAGAGGACAUUGCUAAUGGCAGAAUCAGAAGAGAACGAGUUUUUAGGGACCACAAUGAUUUUCUGGCCCAGGAUGAUGACUGGCUUAUCAGCCGUUUCAGAUUUCCAAGGGCUGUCCUCUUGGAGCUCUGUGCUGAGUUGGGUCCGAAUCUAGAGAGAGAGACAAUGAGGAGCCACGCAAUACCCGUUCCCUUGCAGGUGCUGACAACACUUGGUUUCCUGGCAACUGGUUCUUUCCAAAGGGAACUGGCAGACCGCUCAGGAAUAAGCCAGUCGUCUUUGAGCCGGGCAAUGCCAGUGGUAUGGGACGGGAUCAUCCGCAUGUCUGCCAGGUAUAUCAGGUUCCCAUAUGAUGCAUUUGACCAGCCAAACAUUAAAAUGCAAUUUGCAGCGAUAGCCGGUUUUCCUAAUGUUAUCGGAGCGAUCGACUGCACACACAUUGCUAUAAAGGCGCCAUCUGAAGAAGAAUUUGCAUAUGUGAAUCGGAAACAUUUCCAUUCAAUAAAUGUGCAGAUAAUAUGUGAUGCACAAAUGCGCCUAACAAAUAUUGUGGCAAGGUGGCCUGGGUCAACCCAUGAUUCAUACAUCCUUACAAACAGCAUGGUUGGGAUGAGGCUCCAAGCUGGCAGGGUGCGUGAUGGGUGGCUUCUUGGAGACCGCGGUUAUCCACUAAAGACGUGGCUUUUAACCCCCCUCACCAACCCACAAACUGACCGAGAGCGCAGAUACAAUAAUGCCCAUUCUCGCACUCGUUCAGUUGUAGAGCGGGUGAUUGGGCAGCUGAAAUGUCGGUGGCGCUGCCUUGACAGGACUGGGGGGAUGUUGUUAUACCGCCCUGACAAGGUGUGCCGCAUUGUGCUGGCCUGUGGUGUGCUGCACAAUGUCGCGCAUAGGCAUGGCAUACCACUUGGUGAGGUGGCAGCACCGCCAGAUGACCCCGACCCAGGACCAAUUUAUGUGCAGCCCAACCAACAAGCCGUUCAUGCCCGCCAACAUGUGAUUGCGACAAUAUAAAUGGUAAUCAGAGACAAAAGUUCACUUUUUGACCAAUUCCUUUAAUGAGUGGCUUAUGUCUGUGAGUGCGUCAGUGAUAUUUUUCAGGUGACUGUUAAUUUCCCCGAUGGCCAUAAUGAUUUGCUGUUGUGACUCCAAAACAGCAUGUGUCAAGACGCGACCAGACGGACGGGCGUCAGCACUGGGGAGAGCACUGGAAACGCUGGGCACAGUGGGCGCUGGCUGCUCAGGAGGGGCGGACUCCGAGUGCCCCUCCUGGGAAGUGGAUGUUUCGGCUGUUGCGCCAUAUGGGUCUAAAUAAAAAGGCAAAUGUUAACUGUAAUUUAAGUACGUUCCAUUUUUAAGGGGCACACACAUUUGCAAUAAAUGAAAUGGAUCCGUAAAAUCUCUGGUGUAUACUUUUGGUUCGCUACACUGAAUGCAUUUGACAAUGAAAUAUAGGUAUGCUAUAUGUACCAAAGUAAAAACAAACGAGAAAUUGGUUACCUUCGUCGCAAUCCUGUAAAUCGGAGUCUCCCACAGCAGAAGAUACUACUCCAGAGAGUAAAGUGUCACCCAUAAUUGAGGCAACUCUCUGCUCAAAGGGUGUAAGUUCAUCGACCCCUUUACCACUGCCUGUUCUGCCAACACUUUGUCGGUGCGCAGCACUUCUCCGUUUAACGUCCACCUUUAUAUCAGACCAUUUCUUUUUAAGCUCAUUUACAGUGCGACUUUCAGAUCCCACUGCAUUGACGGCUUCAGCCAAACUCUCCCACUCAUAUUUUUUCCUUUUGUUAUUAAUUCCAGAGGACAACGUUCCAAAUAAAAUAUGUUUUCUAGUCUCUACCUCCGAUAGUAGCACCUCCAAUUCACUUUCAGUAAAGUUUCGUUUCUUGCCGCUUGCCUUAGCCAUUUUCUUACUGCUAUCUUUUGCCAAAGUGGACUCAUUACCAUAUUUAAAUUGAUUUAAUUAGGGGAGGAGACUGGGUGGGGCGUUGUGCUCGUGCAUGUGCGCUCAAUUUUACGUUAAUUGGGAUGUACAAAGAGAAUAUGCGUGGAAUCCUUCGUACGCAGAGAUUCAUACAUCUGUUUUUUUUUGUGCGUACGCACAUUUACAGCUUUGUCCGUACGCAAUGUUUUAGUAUGAAUUCAACGCAAGUCUUUGUACAUGAGGCCCCAGGUGUUUUUAUAUCACUGUAUUUUAGAAGUGUUCCUGUGGCUCAAGUGGUAGAGCUUUUCGU
This is a messenger RNA of Carassius auratus (goldfish), 3356 nucleotides long. RefSeq names its product putative nuclease HARBI1. The transcript has 2 exons. The record is from RefSeq and is a predicted model, not a curated record. Lineage: Eukaryota; Metazoa; Chordata; Actinopteri; Cypriniformes; Cyprinidae. Bases 1099 to 2136 code for a protein of 345 amino acids.